CCGCCUUUGUUGUGCACAGCGAGGGGCGGGAAGACAAACAGGUCCACAUGUAUAAAGAGAUCAUCCCGGGACCGAGAGGCAGGAGUCUUCCAAGCAUCGUGUCCACACACUUUGGAAACUUUUUGGGGAAUUCAGGAAUUCAAAGCCGCUUUGGACUUUGCCACUUUGUCAUUGAUUUCUGCAAAACAGAGGGGAUUUUUUUUGGUCGUGGGUUGGUGGUUGGUUGGUUGGUUGUUGUUGUUCUUUGCAGCACAGCAGCGCGUUUAAGGGGAGAGUCAUGCAGUCGCCGUCAGCGCACCGCUUCUUGGCUGUGUAUCUCACGCUGUUUGGAUACCUCGGGGACGCUUACGCCGGGACGGUCCUCAUGAACUCCAACGCCAUCAAAAACUUGCCCGGAGCCGCGGGAGGCAAAGGCGCCGACACCGUCAGCCCGAGUCCGCGCACCUCGCCCGCCAGCAGCGCGGGGCACAAAUUGCCCGCAGACACCUUGCAGCAGCCGGGUGUUUGCACUGAUGAUGAAGACUGCGGAGGAGAGGAAUUCUGCAACGACGCACGAGGCGCCUGUUUGCCCUGCCGAAAGAGCCGGAAGCGUUGCGCUCGGGACUCCAUGUGUUGCGCAGGAAACCGCUGCAGCAAUGGUGUUUGCCAGGCAAAUGAUAUAGAUGGUACAGAUGCAUCCAUUAUCACUGACUCGAACAAGCCCAACAACACCCUGGAGCAUCAAGCCAAGAGGACUCCCACAGCUCACGGUCAUCAGCCUCUUACUGUGAAAGGCCAGGAGGGGGAUACUUGCCUGAGAUCGGCCGACUGCUCGGAGGGUCUGUGCUGCGCCAGACACUUCUGGUCCCGCAUCUGCAAGCCCGUGCUGACGGAGGGCCAGGUGUGCACGCGCCACCGCAGGAAAGGCACCCACGGCCUGGAGCUGUUCCAGCGCUGCGACUGUGGCGACGGCCUGGUCUGCCGACAGGAGAAAGGAGAGCGAGACCACAGUGUCAGCAGGACUGCAGCCCGGAACCUACACACCUGUCAGACACGCUGACACAAACGCCUGGACACACACACACACACACACACACACACACACACACACACAAACACACACACACACACUGCAGACCUUGGGUCAGACACUGACAAACACAAUAUUGCAUACACCAGAGAUGCUGAUACAUACUAACACACACACACGCACACACACACACAUAGACACCCAACACCCAAGACAUUCCUUCCUGCCGAAGUUGCUAACUCAAAUACAGUACCCGGAAAGGAUAGACAUGAUUCCUGGAAAAGUGAUACACCCAGAGGGAUGCAUCAGCGCAAGAUUGACUGAUUCAAUUCCUCCAUCAACAGCCGAGGAGUCGGAAGUUAGGCAGUGACAUUUCAGAAGUCUUUGGAGUAUCGAUUCAUGCCGUUGGUAACGGCAGAGCUGUUUUGUUUCUCUUUUUAUGGAACUUCAAGCCUCAGUUAUUGCAGUAAAUUACUGUAUUGUAAAUAUUAUCCUGGAGGUGGCACUUAAUUGCGCUAUUGAAUUCUGUCAACACCAGUAUUAUAGAGACAUGGUGCUGCAUGCAUUGUAAAUGUGUUAUAUAUAUUGUUUUAUAAGAAAAUGUUAUAUAAAGAAAAGCUGGAUAUAUUUGUUUUAUUAAACGCCAUGCGAUAACCUUA
This is a messenger RNA of Scophthalmus maximus (turbot), 1668 nucleotides long. Its product is annotated as dickkopf-related protein 1-like. Lineage: Eukaryota; Metazoa; Chordata; Actinopteri; Pleuronectiformes; Scophthalmidae. Gene Ontology annotation, cellular component: extracellular region. Gene Ontology annotation, molecular function: co-receptor binding; receptor antagonist activity. Gene Ontology annotation, biological process: multicellular organism development; negative regulation of canonical Wnt signaling pathway. The transcript is spliced from 4 exons. Bases 278 to 1039 code for a protein of 253 amino acids. The record is from RefSeq and is a predicted model, not a curated record.